AGGUCAUGGUCGACCAUCUGGAAGCUGCGUGUGUCUGCAGCUCACACAUGUUAGCUAGCUCGUUAGCACCGCUGCGUUAGCACUUAGCCUCCUCCUGGGAUUCACUCCAGUCAAUAAAUAACUCUUAACUCAUCUUAAAUCAUAAAAGCGCUCAUCCACAUCCCGGCUGGGGUUUUGUAUUUUUCACAACAAGCUGGGGGGCUCCCCCCUUAGUUUCUUUUCGGCUCCCUCAUGAGUAAUUGUUGAUAAGAGAAAAUGAAGGUGAAGAAAACGGCACAGGUCAAGGGCCCCGGCAAGUCUCAGAAGUGGAAAGAUGUGAGGGGUAAACGGAGCCGGCCUCCCGUCAGCUCCUCUCAGCUCAGCUCGUCUCCGGUCAUGGCCAAGAUGGUGAAAGAGCACAAGGCCACCGUGAAGAAGAAACCCUCGGUCAAGAGGCUGCAGACUAAAGCCAAGUCUGUGUCUGACUCUAAGAAAAACACUGCACAGGCUGCACUGACGAAGACCUACAGUCAGGCCAAUGGAAGUGCAGCAUUCACAAUGGACAACGAGUCCGACGACUCUCAGGAGUGGAAGGAGUAUUCCCAGGCUGUUCACAGGAACGGCGUGGGGGCCGAGGCGGACACGGAGGAUUUCCGACCGGGUCGACUGGAGGGAGAGGCGCUGCACUACUGUGCAGAGCGGGAUGAUCAGCAGAACCACGCAGUGCUCGUCAUGCAGAUGGAUCAGAACCUGUGUUUCCGGGGGAAGUGCUUCCUGACCUGCCUGUAUGGUCGUGUAGAAGUCAUGGGCUUCACUAUCGAAGAGGGCCAGCAGUCGUAUCCGCUCUUCUCCCCCGCCUCACAUUGUCCACUGACCAUCAGUGCCGUGGAAAGUUCUGCUAACUCCAGGGAUCACAGUACUGAGGCGUCACACAUCCUCCGGAAGUAUCUGUCAACAGCAUCUCAGAAGAAGUUGCUGAAAAGCGUAACGUCCCGCUCGUCCAUCAUCCUGCUGGAGCCCAUGGAGACGCCUCUGACGCGGUUUCUGUCGAGCUUCAAAGAGCUCAAUGAGUUGUUCAGCCCCCCGAUGAGUGAACUGGUGUCGGCCGUUCUCGACACUCCCCUCAAUGGUUUGGGAAUGAUUCCUCUGGUGAGCACCGUCGAGGGCCUGAAGUUGUCAAGGAGCCACAGAGAAGCUCUGACCUCAGUGGUCAGCGCCUGCAAAGGGGACAUGGAUGGUUGUGCAGUUAUCCUCGUAUGUGGAACAAAGAAUGUGGGAAAGUCGUCAUUUAUCCGAACCCUCAUCAACACUUUACUAAAUCACACCACGUGUGUAGAUUAUUUGGAAGGCGACCUGGGUCAAACAGAAUUCACCCCCGCUGGUUGUCUGUCGUUGUCAGUUGUCAGUGAACCACUUCUAGGUCCACCCUUCACUCACCAGCGCUCUCCAGAGCACAUGAUCUACUACGGUCAGUCGUCCUGCGAGUCGAACCUGGACCGGUACCUGGAGUCCCUGAAGUCCUUGUGGCGCCGACGCCCCCAGAGCAGAGAAACCCCCGUCAUUAUCAACACCAUGGGCUGGGUCAAAGGAUUCGGGUUCGAGCUGCUCGUGGACAUGAUCCGCUUCUUCCCGGUCUCCCACGUCGUCCAGCUCGGUCACAGCGGGUUGACCCAGUGUCCCGUCCUCAGUCCAGAGUUCCUGAGGACGGCACACGGCUUCCAGACGCACCCCCCAACCCAGACCGCUCUGGAGGAGUUCACAGAGAGCCACAGUCCCCCCCGAAGCUACACUCACCUCAUUGUGCAGUCUGAGUUUCAAGGGGUGGCGCGUCAAGGGACAGCGAAACACCAGCGCAGCAAUGAGCACAGAGAGCUGUCCUUGCUGGCCUACCUGAGUCAGCUGCAGUCUCCUGAUCCUGGACCAGUUAGGCCUCUACACAGCCUCACCCCUUACCAGGUGCCGCACUCAGCCGUGGCUCUAGGCGUGAUCCACUGCGAGGUGAUGCCCGGUCACAUGUUCUAUGCGGCCAAUGCCUCCCUGGUGGGGCUCUGCUGUCUGGCCGAGAAGAUCACGAGCAGAGGAGGUCCGGUCCUGUUGUCCCAGGCUCCCAUCUGUCCCUGUGUGGGCUUCGGUGUGCUUCGAGGUAUCGACAUGGCCCGAGGUCUGUACCUCCUGCUGACGCCUGUAGAUCCCUCCGUCCUGCGCAAGGUCAACUGUCUCCUGCUGGGAGCCAUCUCGCUGCCUUUCUUCGUCCUCACAACUCAGUCUGACCUUGAGGGGGAGAAGCCGUACGUCACAGCUGACUACAGCUUCGAUCUGACCGGGGCAGGGAAGCUGCGAGUCUUCAAGGGCCUGACGAGGCCCAGUCAGAUCGGGAUGUAAGGACUUUUUCUAGAGAAGCUUCACUUCAUCGCCUGUUUCCCUUCUGGACCGGGGGCCGAGGCAGACCCGGCCAGCACUGGCCUUUUGACUGGACAGAACCGAGGUGGAGUCCGGACACUUUUUCUUCUUCUCUCAUUUCACGAAGCUGCAAGGGGGGGGGACUGGGACUCUGGAGGAGACGGCAGCCGGACGCCGUGAAGGUGUCACAUGACCGAUGAUCUCACACCGUGUAGUUACAGCUCCAGUUGAUGUAUUUUAUCUGUGGGUGACAUUCCAAAAAAAUGAAAACUGCCACAAAUUAAAACGAGAAAACAACUUUUGUUCAGA
This is a messenger RNA of Platichthys flesus (European flounder), 2688 nucleotides long. It is a transcript of the gene nol9, whose product is annotated as nucleolar protein 9. The transcript has 13 exons. The record is from RefSeq and is a predicted model, not a curated record. Gene Ontology annotation, cellular component: nucleus. The coding region runs from base 256 to 2361 and encodes 701 amino acids. Gene Ontology annotation, molecular function: polynucleotide 5'-hydroxyl-kinase activity. Gene Ontology annotation, biological process: cleavage in ITS2 between 5.8S rRNA and LSU-rRNA of tricistronic rRNA transcript (SSU-rRNA, 5.8S rRNA, LSU-rRNA). NCBI's taxonomy places the organism in Eukaryota, Metazoa, Chordata, Actinopteri, Pleuronectiformes, Pleuronectidae.